AUGGGAGGAAAAGAAUCAAAAGCUUAAAAAAAUAAUGACACUUAAAAAAUUAGUCAAAUAUACACUGAAGAAGUAGAGAAGCCAGAGAAAUAUCCUCCUUAAGUAAAACCCUUAGAGAAGGUGAGUAACCCCUUUCCAGAAAUACCAAAUUACAUGGAUAUGUUGACUUAGGUGUUACCUGUGAACAAAUAUCCAAAAGUCCCCAACUAUUUGACACAUGAAUUAAUAACCGAUCUGAAAAUGCUAAAACACCUUUUAACAACAGCUUCGACUUGCUUGUAGAAAUCAAGUAAAAUCAAUAUCGAUCAACCUCUGUAUUCAUCUAGAUUGAUAGAAGUCAAUGAUCAUCAGAACAAAUUAAAAUCAUUUCAAUCAUCAUUGCUCAAUGAGAUUCAGACUGGACAGCUAUCCCAAAUAAUAGAGAAAGAUCAAGAAGAGUUGACCAAGAUUAAGUUAAGUCAAGUGAUAGAGAGUUUGAAAUUGAUUGCCAAAUAUGCGUUCUAUUGUUAGGGCUUAUUGUAGAAGAUUCCUGAAACAUCGAAAGAGUUUUUGGUUUCACUAAACAAUCUCAUAUUGAGUACCAACAUGAAUUCUAUUUUGUUGCAAUAUAUUGGAUAUUACGAUGAGGGCAAUUAAGCUAUCAGACAAAACGCUUAGACUCUAUUCAAGUAGUUUUUGGAGUCUCAAGAGUUCAGCUAAGUAAUUCUGAAAUAUUUGGACAUUGUGAAAGAACAACUAAACAAUGUUGUGCCUAUUUUAUAGAAUCUGAACGAUUGUUCGAAUAUAUUCUAGUUUGAGGAGGAAAAUGACGAGACUUUCAUUUAAAUUUAUUAGAAAAUCCAAUCGGAACCAAAAAAAUAAGAGUUCCACAUAAAAUAACUAUUUGAACAAAAACAAUUCUAAUCGAAGGGAUUGGAGAAGGCUGAAUAGAUUUUGGAAGACUAGAAAUACGAGAACUUUGUAUAAACAAAAUUGGAUGACAGUGAGGGAUCGAAGUAGUUCACUUUGUUAUUGAGACAGUUCAUAGAUAUUUUGGAGGAGAAAACUGAGAAUUGGGAGAAUGUGCUGAGAGUUACUCUCAUGGCAACUACUGAGAAGGAUAAAAUCAGGUUGCUUCUGUGUGAGUUUAGCAAGUUGUAAAUCCAAUCGUCUUUGCAUUUGGUGCAUUUUUGUAUCAAUGAACUAUAAUACAAAAUGGAUUACGGCCAUUCAUUUGCUCAACUAUAGAAGUUUGUUCAGAUAAUAGAUAAAAUAUGA
Paramecium tetraurelia is the source of this 1257-nucleotide messenger RNA. RefSeq lists its product as uncharacterized. The transcript is spliced from 2 exons. Lineage: Eukaryota; Ciliophora; Oligohymenophorea; Peniculida; Parameciidae. The record is from RefSeq and is a predicted model, not a curated record.